AUGGCGCUUCUCUUAACCCACAGGAGCGGACUACUGCGACGCCGUCUUUCCUCGUACGUUGCCACGCUUUCAGCCGACGCGAGCGCCUUAAUCGCGCUGUGGGACAGCCUGACACGCACCGUAUUUGGGUUGGAAAGGAAGGAAAAGCCGAAAAUUUUGUCCUCCAGCGCCGCUGGGGCACUCCUCACUGUAGCCUCCGCACUCCUGCAGCACACAGCAAAGACGCCGGUCACGACCACGCUCUGCGAAGUUCUUUUAUGUUGUGGGCACGACCAUGUUCAAGGGGAAGAUCCGUAUUAUUUCCACACCAACUCGUUUCUUCUUGGACGUUAUCGGACCAGUUCGGAGGUGGCGCGAUCGGAGACGUUUGCGCGGCUCUUUGCCGGGGAACACGCACACCUGCUAACGCUGCACGGUGAGGCACUUGUUAGUAAACUCUGUGCCGAAUUUAGUGGUCCGACGCAUUUGAGUACCGCGGCCAGUCGUGGCUUGGUGCUUCUUUUGGGAUUUAUCACCGGCCCGGUCUCGUCGCAGCGAGCCUUUGAAACACUGUUGGAGGUCACCAAGAAAUCUGUGGAUUAUUUCCUUUCCCUUGAUGCACGUGACCGCGCCAUUGCGGCUUCCACUGUCACGGCGCUGCACGCAUACGAAACGCAGGCGCUGCGCGAGCAGCAGCUCCUCAAGACGUACCCGGACAGACCACCCAAGGGAAUGUCAGAAGACGACUACGAUGACCUGAAGCGGCGCGAUGCCGUUGCCCUUGAAAAGGGUCGCAAGGUGUUGCGCGCGGAAGUCGAGAAACGGACACAUGUGAUUGAGGGCAUCAUACGGCAGAAUAAGGUACCCCUGGCAACGAUUCGUACGCUUGGAACCACGGGACAUUUCCCUAUCGAAGGGGUAGCGGUACUUUACCCGUACCUUCAGGCGACGCUAAAUCGCAGCGACGUCCCCGAGGUCCUUGGGCGUCUUGUGUUGGAUGCAAUUUCCGGUUUGUUUUCAAAAACGGUUUUUGCGCACAUGGCGGAGAACAUGGCGUGUACCGUGGCGCAGUUGCACAGCAAAACCACUCUCACGUCUGAGGAUGUGUCGCGGCUGUCAACGAUGGCGCUGCACCUGCGCCAAGCCACCACUAGCAUGAUUCCUGCUCCGCUGUUUGUGGUGCUACUCCCAUUCUCACGGGUUGCAUUUAAGGCUGGCCGUGGCAGCAACGCCGUGCAGACUACAAUUCCUCUUGCUACGCAGCACCAGAUGAUAGGCGUGCUAUUGCAAAACCUCGGACAGUCGCAACUGCCACAGCCCACGGAGACGCUGCAGCUGCUUACCGGUAUUCUACAGAACUUUCCCUCACUCUUCAAGAGCGUGCAGCAGGGCAUCAAUCUGCUGAUGGCGAUGAUUCCCGCCUCGCACCUCGCUGCGCUGGAGCUCGGUCUGUUUACUCCCGCAGACGCCGUCAAGGAGGUGGUCGCCUCCGCAUACCAUCGCUUUUCGCACUUCCUGACGUGUCGCCGCGCGUUGGUCCUGGCGGCGGUUUCCCUGCAUGAUACCUCGACGGAAGUGGUGAAAUCAAUGCGGCUUGUUGCGCAGGACCCCGCGUACGCCUUCUCGCUCGAACCCAGCGACUGGAAUGAUCUUCUUUACUUUUUAAAUACCUACGGCCAACACCACGUGUCACACGCCGUGCGCAUUGGUGAGACCAUGCGAACACUCUUCUCGCUGCCCUCUACUAGGGCGUCCCAGCAAAAACUUUGGCUUGAGGAUCUGAAGCGCAUCGCGGGACAAGGCGCUGUUGUCGCCAUUCAGGUUCUCUCCUCUUCCUUGAUCGCUGAAGCGUUUCAGGACGCCCUAUUGUUUCUCUGCGACAUGGCGGAGUCACCGAGCACGGAACCACUCAUGCGACUCAUCCUCUCCUGCGGCCGCGUGGUUCUGAACGACUGUGCGAUGGAUAUUCUCAGGUCGCUGGCCCCCACGCUUCAAACGCGGCUCGGUAAGCCACCUAAGGAUCUCAGUAACGCGCAUAAGGAGCUCUACUUUGCCACCUCUACGGUCUGGCUUACGAUCAUUAGCUGUCGUCUCAAGGAAACGAAGUUGCUGGAAUCCAUUGUUGAGCAGCAGAGUAGCACAUUGAACAAGUCCAGUUCGGCGAUGGUGCAUCGAGCGGUGUGCACCUCGAUGGUGGAGAUUACAAAGAACGCGGAGGUACGCGCCUCGCCGAAGUUGGACGAGUUUGUAGAGAAGUGUUUGAAACAAGUCAUUCACUCGAGUUCCUACAUCAAGAAGAAGGCACACGCCUACGGCCUCGUCGGUGUUCUUCAAGGCUUGGGCCUUACCUCCCUGAGACGCUACCACAUUAUGGCGAUUAUGCAGAAGGCCGUCAAGGAGAGCCAGACGGAGCGGACGGGAGUGAUGCUGCUCAUGGAGGUUCUUUCCGAGGAAAUGGGAGCCAAGUUUGAGCCCUACGCACUCGCCAUGUGCAGCGGUCUGCUUGAGGGUGUGGCGGACAAGGAUCAAAAGGUCUCGGAGUGCGCCGACGACGCGUCGCGUGUCAUGGUAAGCUCCUUGACAGCGGUGGGUCUGCGACAGCUUAUUCCGCGCUUGGUGGAUAGUCUGUCGGCGGAACAGGCAAAACUGCGCGUCCCUCCGCUAAACUUUAUUGGUUAUGUCGCCUUCUGUUCCCCCAAGCAGCUGGCCGCCACACUGCCUGAGAUUACAAAACACAUUAACGCCUGCCUCUUUGACGUCAACCAUAAUGUUUCGACGGCUGCGAUGAAUGCCUUGCGGCGUGUUGCAGGGGUGGUCUCUAACACGGAGAUUCGGGAGCAUGUGGAGUUAAUUCUCGCCGCAUUGCGCUCUCCAAAUACGGAAACAGAGAAUGCCUUAGAUGCGUUGCUGUAUACGCGUUUUGUGAAUGCCGUGGAUCCCGCAUCUUUGGCUCUCAUCAUUCCCAUCCUCUCACGUGGCCUUAGUAGCCAAAUGCCGCAGCUCCGUCCAAAGGCGGCCCAGAUCGUGGCCUCCAUGGUGAACCUCGUCAACGACCCGAAGUCGCUCAAGCCGUACACUGAGGAGCUUGUGAGGCUACUUGAGGAAGCCGCAAUGGAUCCCAAGUCGGAGGCUCGUACGACCAGCGCCAAGGCGCUUGCUGCUCUCUCCGCCGCCAUUGGUGGAAAGAUGGUUGAUGAUAUUGUGGCCUGGUGUUUUACGGUUCUGCAAAAGCCGCACAUUAGCACGAUUGAAAAGGCGGGUGCCGCUCAGGUGUUUGUGGAGGUUGUGGAAAGUUGUGGGGAUUCCAUUUUGUACGACUCAUUUCCCACGAUUGAGGCGGGCAUGUUGGAUGAGCGGCCUGUGGUGCGUGAAGGAUUUCUACAAAUCAUGGUGUACGCGCCUUCCACCUUGAGUCCAGCCAACUUUCAGCGAUUUUUGCCACUCUCCUUCCCAUGGGUACUUGAAGGCCUCUCGCACUUUUCCGAUCGUGUGCGGGAUGUGGCAUUGGUGGCAGGCACUGGCAUCAUUAACUUGUACGGCACACGCAAUCUCUCCUUGGUGCUUGAGCCGUUGCUGUCUGGUGUGGUGAGUGAGGUGACGACGCUGCGUCAGAGCUCCAUGCUGCUGGCUUCAAAGCUGCUCAUUCACCUGGUGCAGCAAAUUCGUAAGAAGAUGCGUAUUCAUGCAGCCAAGGAGGAUUUGGCGGGAGACCAAGACAAGACAAAGGAACUGGAGCAAAUGUUGGAGCAGGAAGGCGAGGGAGAGGAGGAAGUCGAGGCCGGUGGUGUGCUACAGAUGGAGGCCGCACGCGAUGUGGAGAAGCGUGGCAUCUCUAUUCUUGGUUCUCUUGAGGAGAUGCUGGGAACGGAGAGCUUCACUCGGUUGCUUGCGGCGAUGUACUGCGGCCGCCAUGAACGCAACCUCAACGUUCGCACGGAUACCAAUAAUGCAUGGCAGACGUGUGUGGCGAGUCUUCGUGGUGCUGUGAAAAAGAUAUUCAAUGGUCUAGUCAGUGUUCUGAUCUUGUUUGCCUCGUCUGAAAAUUUGGAUUGUGUGGAGAUGGCCGUCAAAACGAUUGAGUUCACUUCCCGCCUGAAUGAGAUGAUCGAGCAGUUAAUUGAGGCUCUCUGUGACCGUUACAAGGAGAACAAUCGUCGAAGCAAACUUGGAUCACUUAUCUGCCUUGCCAACGUCGUGGUGUACAUCGACUCGCGUCGUCUCAUUGGGGUGGGCGGCCAAAUUGUGGGGUGUGUGCUUCCCGGCAUGCAGGACAAGGACCCGCAGGUGCAGGAGUGCGCGCGUGACGUCUUCGCGAAGGUGUCCAAGUCAGUCGGUCCACGACUUAUUGAGGACGCCAUUGAGGCCCAAAUUGAGACCUCCGUGCGGGGGGUGGUGGAGGUGGUAAAGGUCAAGCCAGGCGCCGCGCUAGAAAUCAUCUUCAAGUACCUCGCCCAGCGAUCGGUGUACACGCAAGAUAAUCUAGAGCUGCUCGACGCCAUACUUGACGUGGAUGAGGCCUAUGAGCAGAUGCGCCGGUUCAACGACGUCAUUAGUCGAACACUUCUUGCGUUUCUUGUACAGGGACUUGAGGGAGCGAGCGAGAGCUACCAAAAGUUCAUUGAAGGUAUGCCCCGCGAAUUUGAGCACUUGCCGAUGGAGCAUUGGGAAAAGGGACUUCGUUCCCCGGCGACGCAACGCGGCGCACUUCUCGCGGCAGAAGCGUAUGGAUUGGGUAUAUCAUUUGACUAUAUUGAGGGCCUCUCCGCGGUGUUCCGCGCCGCCAUUGAGGCACUUGCAAGCGAGGAGGAUGAACUGCGAGGCAUUGCGAUUUCUAUGAUCCCGCGCCUCAUUGCGUCGCUUGAGCAACGCGUGGUGGAAUCUUUGGAGGAAGACGAGCAACAGGAUCUUACCACUAGCAAGCGUGCCGCUGGUCGAUAUCUGCUGCAGUACUUGGAUGUGUUUCAAAACACCUUGGGGGCUACGGCUCGUGCAGUGGUGACAGAGGCAGAUCCGGAAUUCAGUGUCCUUGCUGAGGGUGAACCUACGCGACUGUUUGACGUUUUCAUGACAUUCUACAACAGGGGUCUUGAUUACGGCACCUCGCUACAAAAGGUGCAGGCGGUGGAGUGUAUCCAAGACCUUUUGACGUUUGCACCGCGGCGUGUGAGCGCGGGUGCCGCCAACACCGUCGCUGGUCGCUGUUCCAAGGUGCUUUUUACGAGAAAUGAGGGGGCUGUGGUUCUCGCGCUUGUGAGACUCUGCCUGCAGUUGAUGAAUUACCCCGCCAGCGGUAAGGAGAAGAUGGUGGAGGGCACAAUGGCGCUUGCAAUGUUUAAUGCCUCUCUCUGUGACAAGGGUGAGGCCCGUGUGCUGGCGCUUCGUGUCGUCAUUCAGUUGUUGCAGAGGUCUGAAAGGUACGCUGAUCUUAUCCUUGGUACAGUGGUGACUAAGAAGACGGCGGUCGACACACCUUUGCUUUGCGGUGUUAUGUGCCGCUUCAUCUCCGUUGUCAUACGGUAUGGUCACUUUACCAAGGCCCUGAGUCACAUUGCCAAAUUGCUGGACCUUGUCUUGCCCAUCUGGGAACGGGCGGAGACACCGGCAACCGCAGCCGUCGCCGGUGUGGCCGUCGCGGCGCUGUGCAAGUCGGCAAGUAUUACAGACGCACAGCUUGCCGAGCUCCAAAAGAGGGCGCUAGCUAUGAUGGGCUCCAAGGGAAGUGGGGCCCUUGGCGGGUUUGCGUUUGCCUACUCGCUUGUGACCUGCGGCGUGGAGCGUGUGGACCCCGCAUUCGUGCGUGCGGCGGCGGACGCCGUGCGAACGGCGGCGAGCAUUGGUGCCAGCGACAAGUUAAGCAUCACGUGGCUGUUGCGCGCUGCCGCUGCGCUGGCCAGCACCGGACUCCUGCAAGCCGCCGACCUCAAGCCGGAGGUUUACCUCCCCAUGCUGCGCCGCGUGGACGCGAACGACGAGCUGAUGAUGAGCACGGCGCAGUAUUACUACGACGUGCUGGCGGAGAGGUUCCCUGAGGCGGCGGCGGCGGCGGCGAAUCUCCCGCGCGAGCAGAGCGCGCAGUGGGGCGUCGUCGGCCACUUUGACGCCGACCUCGACGACGAGGUGGCGGCCGACACGGUUUACUAG
Trypanosoma conorhini is the source of this 6120-nucleotide messenger RNA. RefSeq lists its product as uncharacterized. NCBI's taxonomy places the organism in Eukaryota, Euglenozoa, Kinetoplastea, Trypanosomatida, Trypanosomatidae. Gene Ontology annotation, molecular function: protein kinase regulator activity. Gene Ontology annotation, cellular component: cytosol. The coding region runs from base 1 to 6120 and encodes 2039 amino acids. The record is from RefSeq and is a predicted model, not a curated record. The transcript has a single exon. Gene Ontology annotation, biological process: regulation of translation; cellular response to amino acid starvation.